CCGGUCUAGCCCCCAAAACCCUCUCUCUGCUUCCUUUUCUUUUCCAGCCGCAAGCAAGGAGGAGGAGGAGGAAGAACAAGAGCCGGCCGCUUGGCUGAUACUGUUUUCUACCUCACCUACCGGAAAAGAAGAAUCAGCAGCACCGGCGACAGUUCAACGACACAAGAUAAAUUUCGAGAUAUGAAAAUUGAACUGAAUAAUCAGCAUAAGCGAGAAGAGAUGGAGUUCGAUGAUAAUAGUGCUACUUUAAGCGAUUCCGACACUGCUUAUCAUAUCAGAGCUGCUCUUCUUUCCGUUCAAUCGGGAGAUACUGAAAUGUAUAUGCAGCUUGUGGGUAUUUUGCAUCAUUCAGAACGUCUCACCCCUGAUGAGGUUGCCCUUCUUUUGACUACUCUAAAAGUACUAUCUGCCAUAGUUUCUUGUAUAGACUAUGUUCACCAUGAAGCCCUUCUUAACUCUAUUUUUGGGAUGAACAUGUGGAAUUAUGGACCUGAUGUGAUGGAUGCCUUGCUCGAACUAGUUAUUGCGUUGGCAGCUUCAAAUGGAAAAUAUGUUGAUCCCAGCCUGGAAAUGCUUGUAGGUAAUUUUAUGCCACCAAUGUAUUAUGUUGACGUACUGAAGCAGCCACGAGGUCAGGCAAGAAAGGAUCAGGUUCUAUCUCGUGUGCAUAUAGCUCUGAAAGAUAUUGCUGAAUUGGUGCCUAUGGCGGCCUCUAGAUUAUCAUCAGUAGUUGUACACCGGAUGCCAACAACCUUUAAGAAGGAUCUCGAAAAGGAUCGUCUCAAAUGUAGAACUGAGAUCUACGUGGAGAACAUGCUAAGAUUGGAGAGUGGUGCAGUCGGAGAAUUUGUUGGAAGCAGGAUGCUUAUGGCAGUGAUUGAUAUGCUGGUAGAAUUGGAUGUGGCAAUUGGUUGGGAUGACAUUUUACGAGAUGACUCAUGCAAAGGCAUCUUUGAAAUCGAGUUAGAAGAUGCAGAUGAGAUUGCAGAUGAUGACGAAGACAAUGAUUAUGACGAGCUUCCAAGAACUUUAAGCUAUAAAAGCUUAGGUAAAAAUGCCGUUGCUAAUCUAUUAGACAGCUUAAUGGUGCGAACUUUUGAGCAUAUUGAAUUGUGUGCAAACAAUAAGCGUUUGAGUGAGGUUUUUGAAACUCUUUUGGAUUCUUUCAUGCUAACUAUCUUAACCACGUAUAAGUCAAAAUUUGCUCAGUUUGUGAUGUUCUAUGCUUGUGCACUUGAUCCUAAAAAUUGUGGUGAGAAAUUUGCUCAAAGACUCGGAGAUAGGUUCUUUUACGGACAUAACCCGCUUACAAGGAUGAGUGCUGUGGCGUAUCUAGCUAGUUAUCUGGCUCGCGCAAAGUUUCUGCCUAUUGCUUUUGUGGCCAGCACAUUAAAAAGGCUUGUGGAUUGGUGUCUGGAAUAUUGUCAAGCCCAAAAUGGUGAUAUGAAUCCAAAAGCACAUCAAGUUUUCUAUUCUGGAUGUCAGGCCAUAUUGUAUGUUCUGUGCUUUCGUAUGAGGUCAAUGUUGGAUGUUCCAAGGCUCAAAUCUCAGCUUCUCCACAUGCCCUUAGACCAGAUCUUGAAACAUAAGCUGGGUCCUCUAAAGGUGUGUUUGCCAUCUAUAGUACUAGAGUAUCUAAAACAGGCAAAGGCUGCUCAUCUGUUUACUGCAUCUGAAACAUUAAAUUUUGAAGAUAUGUUGGAAUCAGAAUUUUCCAGGGAUUUUGGUGGAGUAGAAAGAUUGGACAUGUUCUUCCCAUUUGACCCAUGUUUGCUUAAAACAUGUGACAGAAGUUUCAUCCGGCCAAACUUUGUGUACUGGAAGCAUGUCAGAACCACCUACAGCAAUGAUGAGGAGGAUAGCAGCGAUGAGGAUAUAGCAGAGGAUUUCGGUGCCGUAAAUGAGGGAAGUUUUAUGGAAGAAGGCGUCACAAUUAGCUUAGGCGGACGGCAUGACGAUCUUGAUAAAUUCGAUGAUGCAAUGAAUAAAAUGUCCAUCACACCCAAGAACGGCUUUGCAUACAGAUUUGGAGGAGAAAGAAUGCAAAUGCCUUCAAAGAUAAGACCAUCAACAAGUCCAGAAUCUUUGUGAUGACUGCAUGACUAUAACAAUCGACUGAUGUAACCAGUUCACUUGUACUGUGACAAUAAAGCAGCAAGAGAUGUAAUGUAGCUCACAAUCCAAUUUAACAUGGUCGACCACGAUAUGUCGACGUUGAUACAUUCUUCAUUAAGAAAAAUUGAAUAUGCACAUUAUGAACUUUCUAGAAAUUUAUUAUGAGAAAUCAAAUACUAGCAGAUAUUAUGACUAAAUUAGUUUAAACUCAUAUGUUCUUAAAUAUCUGGACAAGUUGAGAAUAUUUGAUGCUUAUGCAUCCAACUUGAAAAGGAAUGUUGAGAUUUGUCAUCAAUUACUUCACUCGGUGAGCAAAUAAACUUGAUGACUAAAUGUUCCUUGUAUUUUAUAUAAGGGUUAAUGUUAUAAAAAUUCACCAACUUUACACGUUUUCUCAUUUUAAUCAUGUAGUUUAAAUUUUCUCAUUUUCAUGCACGAACUAUCACUUUUUCUCAAAUUCAUGCACGGUGCUGAGGUGUCACGACUCCAUUGGUGGUAGUCGCUGAGGUAAAGGUCAUUUUGUACCAAUAAAUGAGUGCCACCUCAGCGCCGUGUAUGAAUUUGGGAAAAAAUGGUAGUUCGUGCAUGAAAAUGAGAAAAUUUAAAUUGCGUGAUUAAAAUGAGAAAACGUGUAAAGGUCGUGAUUUUUUUUGACAUUAACCCUUUAUAUAAAGAGUUGUAAAAUAUAAGCAUAACUCAUUCUCAAAUCUGUGUACUUUUUACUUUUUAUUUAUUUGGUCUCUCGUGUAUUUUGUUUUUUAGUUA
Molecule: messenger RNA, 2880 nt
Organism: Mercurialis annua (annual mercury)
Lineage: Eukaryota; Viridiplantae; Streptophyta; Magnoliopsida; Malpighiales; Euphorbiaceae
Exons: 16
Coding region: 181-2091 (636 amino acids)
Biological process (GO): transcription initiation at RNA polymerase I promoter
Cellular component (GO): nucleus
Molecular function (GO): RNA polymerase I general transcription initiation factor activity; RNA polymerase I core binding
Source: RefSeq, a predicted model, not a curated record